AUGGAAGAACAGUCAGUGAGUGAUUUUAACGGAUUCACAGUCACAUAUCUUUUAAGAGCACCAAAAUCCUUCUUGACGGUGAAACGUCUUUUCUUCGAUUGGCCAUGCCUUCUCACAGUCAUCCAUCAGAAGAUGUUCUCGGAAGUGAUUGUUGCUCGCAACAAUGCGUUCUUUUCACAAGGAGGUCUCUGUUUCAAUCCGAUUAUGUUUUCAAUGUCAACUUUUCAGAAUCGACAUUCUGAAGGCCAGAAUGACACCUUAGUUCGUUGCGAUUCGUGUUUUGGCCUGAAAGAAAUCUUGGAAAGAAGCCAUAGUGAUAUCGAAAGACGUGAGGCGAAACGAAAGUUGGAUCAACAUUAUGAUUACAUAAGUAGACAAAGGGUGAUAAUUCAAACUCUUUGCGCUCAAAGUAGAGACCCGAAUUGCGAUGUUCGAGUUGUUAUGAUUGAUGGAAUGAGCAACCGGCAUACCAAAUUGCCACGUCUCGUGGACCGACCGAAAUUUGUAACGGAUUCAAUUAGGGUCAUAAUGUCAUUGACAACGGUGCAAAUCGCUCGAAGUGAAGGUGAUAUAUAUUGGUCGUCUGCAGCAACCCUCCAUUCAUCUCUCUUGUUCAAUGCAGAAAAUGAUCAGAACGCCUUUAAGCUCUUUAAGGAGGCCUUCCUUCCUGAGGAAUUUGUACCGACAAUAAGGAAGCCAGAAACAACAAUAAUUGAAAACAAGGUUAAUGAGCUCAAAAGGCAAUGUGGAGAGCUUCUAACAGAUCAGAAUCACCAGAACUUCUGUUCGUAUAUUGUGGAAUACGGGAAAAAAUCUUUCCGUCACACGAUGACAGAUAUCAAUCAAAAACGACAGUUGGUACCUUCACCUGCGACCUCUCCCGACGAUCCUCAUCAGACCGUUCUUCAGUUUUUGAAACGAAAUGGAUACCCUACAGGAAAGAUGCCUAAAAAUCCCUCCAUCUAA
This is a messenger RNA of Caenorhabditis remanei, 966 nucleotides long. RefSeq lists its product as uncharacterized. Bases 1 to 966 code for a protein of 321 amino acids. The transcript is spliced from 6 exons. Lineage: Eukaryota; Metazoa; Nematoda; Chromadorea; Rhabditida; Rhabditidae. The record is from RefSeq and is a predicted model, not a curated record.